Molecule: messenger RNA, 787 nt
Organism: Phragmites australis (common reed)
Lineage: Eukaryota; Viridiplantae; Streptophyta; Magnoliopsida; Poales; Poaceae
Product: dirigent protein 1-like
Exons: 1
Coding region: 130-660 (176 amino acids)
Source: RefSeq, a predicted model, not a curated record
CCAGAUCGAGGAGCAGCAAAGCAUGCUUUCGCUACUAUUUAAAUGUAGUAGGCACGCCAGUACAACAGGCUUUGGUUCAUUCGUCGCAUUAUCACAAGCCAUAACCACUCCCCUUCUUCUCUCGCGCGCAUGGCUGCUCCUCACCGCGCAAGGGCGCCGCUGCUCCUACUGUUAUCCCUCCUCUUCUUCUCCGUGGCAGCGGCAGAGACCGGCGGUGCGACGUCGCACCUCCACUUCUACUUCCACGAGCUCUUCUCCGGUGGGCCAAACGGCACGACGGCCCAGUUGACACAGCCGCGUGGCGGCACCAACAACGGCUCCUACUUCGGCGCGGUGGGCGUCGUCGACGACAUGCUCCGUGAAGGCGCCGACCCGUCGUCCCGCCUCCUCGGCCGCGCGCAGGGCCUCGCCGUCGGCGCGUCCCUCUCCGACGGCGCGCUGCUUACGAUGCUCAACUUCGUGUUCACGGACGGGCCGUACAACGGCAGCACGCUGGAGGUGUUCGGUCGCGCGCUGCUGGGCACGGUCAUGGAGCGGCCGAUCAUCGGCGGCACGGGCGCCUUCCGGAUGGCGCGCGGGUACACGCUCAGCAAGAUGGUCAAGUCACCGGACCCCAACAACCUUCUCAUCCUCGAGUACGACGCCUACAUCUGGCACUAGAAGGCGCGCUAUUUUGUCCUUUCUCUCCCGUGUGAUGUUUUUUCUCCCGUUGUGUUUUUAACUUUAGAUGUGUAAGUGCGUUGACUUGACCAGUCUGAAUAAACUUACUCCGUUGUGAUGCGUUUUA